AUGACAAAAGAGUCUAAUACACCCAAGGCCAUCAAUAUCAUUAGACCCAAUAGCAGUCAUUAUUUACUGAAUACAAGCCAUAGCAGUAGUACAAAUGGAAGCAUAACAAGUAAUAACUCAACAAGACGUCCAAGUUCAGUCUUGUCGGGUACAUCAAGCACAUCUCAUUCUCGGAAACCAAGAGUUGUUAAAGAUAAUAUAUACCAACCUCCUAGUCGGAAACCCUCUUAUGACGACUACAGUAGAGUAUCUACUCGACCUCCUAUUGAACUCUACAAACCACCGCAGCAACAUAAAAAUAAGUCUAUACCAUCGCAUGACCCUAUCAAAAUAGUGAGCCAUAGACCACCAACUAACAAGUCGCAAUACCAUCGAUCUGUAUUAGGUGUGAUUAAUACACCAGCCAAUCAUGAAGAUCAACCUAUAUCCUCAGAAGAUAAUGAUGAUGAUGAUGAUGAUGACCAACAGAGUGUGGUUGAUUUAGAUGAACUCUCAGAUAAAGAACAAAAUGAACAGCCAAUAGAAGAGCAAGAAGAAGAAGGGGAAGACGAACCCGUGCUGAAUGAAGCACGAGUUAAUCGAAAAAUUGAAGAUCUUGAAUUAACCGUGAAAUCCUUAUUGACAGUGAAUGCCAUGUUGGAAGCUACUGUGAGGAAACAAGCAUCUCAACUGAAUCAAGUUAAAAAAUCAGGUCAAGUAAGCAUGGAUACACUAUUAGAACCACCUCAAGAUAUAGUUGAACCAGUGAUUCAAUCGGACAGUGAAGAAGAAUGGGAAAAUGAUGCUUUGUUUCAAAAACUAAAAAAACUGACUGAACAGCUGAUUGAACAAGGACAAAAAUCAGUGGAUUUUGAAUAUAAAAUAUUAGGCCGAGUAUUAUCUAAUUAUGAACCAUUGGAUCAAGUACAAGAAGAAGAAGAAGAAGAUGCAGGUAAGAUCAUAGUAACACUUGAUCUUUGUUUUGAUUCUCGACAUUCAGGCACUAUAGAAACAAUACCCAAUAAUACAUCGAUACCACAACCACCACCACCACCACCACCUUCCACGACGACGACACGAAGAAAGCCCAAAAGAAAGUUAUCCAACAAGAGUACAUCUUAAUAUCCAUUUCUAAAAGCGGUUAUUU
Molecule: messenger RNA, 1126 nt
Organism: Gilbertella persicaria
Lineage: Eukaryota; Fungi; Mucoromycota; Mucoromycetes; Mucorales; Choanephoraceae
Exons: 3
Coding region: 1-1101 (366 amino acids)
Source: RefSeq, a predicted model, not a curated record